AUGACCCUUCGUAACAUCAUUGGGGAACUCAAACGUGCCGAAAACAAACGGUCGAAUAGUUGCCACAUACCCGAUCGCAUCGGCCUUGCAAGAAGGGUCCUAGAGCGCAGAGACUUCCCAAAAGGCCAGACGGACAGAAGAAGCAUUUUCGCCAUCCUUUGUUUGAUGGACAUAUCGCUGCGUAUCGUUGACUUUGUCUCCAGUGAUAUCUUCGAUGGACAUAUGCCGUUUGCAUUUUCAACACCCGGCAGAGCCUGCCGAAGAGACGAGAAUGUUCUUCCUACCUUUCUCGAGCAAUGGGCAUUCAAGCAUCGCGACAUGUUCAAGAUGUACCAAGGUUCUUUCCUAGUGCCGUAUUUCAGGUUCAGCACUGGCGCCACUUCUCACAUUCCAAGAUUGGAAUUGCACCCCUCGACCGCACUACCCUUCUUGGAGGAUGAGGCUGCGAGUCAGAUCGUUGAGGUCAGCAACUAUUCGACGGUCCGCAAAGUUCAAAUCCAUGAUGCGCACCACGACUGCAAACACACUUCUCCUUACUUUGCCAUCAAACAGCUUCGCACAGAAGCUUCGGAAUCCUCCAUUCAUGAAAGCAUACACCCAGAAGUUGAAGCGUAUCGCCGUCUAAACCCAAUCGAGCAUCAGCAUAUUGUACGGUUACUUGCAACCUACACCAAGGACAACAACCUUUACAUCAUGUUCCCCUGGGCAGACAGUAACCUCUUUGACUUCUGGUGCAAGCACUUCCCAGAAGUACAUCAAUUGCCUCGGGGAGCUGGCCUGGCGCGCUGGGUUGCAAAGCAGAUGCUUGGCCUCGCGGAAGCUCUGAAAAACAUCCACAACCUACAGAUCGGUGAGCAUGAAGUUCAAACUCUAUCUCCGACUGCUCGGCAGCAGACACAUGGCAGACAUGGUGAUAUCAAGCCUGAAAAUGUUCUUUGGUUCAAGGAGUCUGAGACGAGCGGUGUUGAUGACUUCUUAAAUAGCACUCUCAAAAUCUCCGAUUUGGGUUCUGCCGAUUUCCAUAGCCUUGGGUCGAGAUCUGUUGGUCUCAGUACAACGCAUGGAGGUUUCACAGCUACCUACAAGGCACCUGAGUUCGACAUGAGAGCACGUGUAUCGCCGCUGUAUGACAUCUGGUCAUUCGGUUGCGUACUGAUGCAGUUCGUAAUCUGGUAUCUCGAUGGUCGAGCCGGCGUAGAAAGAUUCGGCAACCUUCGAACAGCUGAGUCUCAUCAACGUAUUCGCACCGACGAGUUCUUCAACUUUUACCAGACUGCAGGCGGCAGUCGUUUAACUAGCAAGGCUAAACCAUCAGUUCGCGAGGAGAUCGAUCGACUCCGAGAGCAUCCUGAUGGUAGUGACUUCGUCCUUGAUGUUCUAGAUUUGAUCCAGUCGGACUUGCUGCGAAUGGACUACAAGAAGCGAGCCGGGUGCGAUCAGAUUGUGAAGGAUUUUGACAAGAUCAGCCAGCGUUGCGAACGUGACCCGGCCUACUGCACCGCAAGAGCACCCCGCGUUAUGCGCAAAACGCGCACAGACCUCUCAGAUAGCGUGGUGGUAGAGCUGUCGAAGGAGACAGAAGAAGAGGUCAAGGCGGGCUUUCCGCCCCAAGGAUCGAGCGGAUUCGAAACUCCAACCUCAUCUGAGCCCAAAGCCCCACUGUUGAGUUCUGGCGUUACGCAGCCCCCAGAAGUCCCCAAGCCAAUACAGACCACUCAGACAAGCCCCGGUUUGGGACAAAAGCAGCCGAAAUCCCCGCCUCUGUACGCGGACAUGAAAGGUAUCGAUGGCGACACUGGCAGCUCCACCAGCACACAUCGGGUACCGCGAAGGCGAGAUCAACUGGUCAAGCUGUUUUCUAUGUUCACUUCCUGUGCAAGAGCUUCGUGA
This is a messenger RNA of Boeremia exigua, 1890 nucleotides long. Its product is annotated as kinase-like domain-containing protein. NCBI's taxonomy places the organism in Eukaryota, Fungi, Ascomycota, Dothideomycetes, Pleosporales, Didymellaceae. Bases 1 to 1890 code for a protein of 629 amino acids. The record is from RefSeq and is a predicted model, not a curated record. Gene Ontology annotation, molecular function: protein serine/threonine kinase activity; ATP binding. Gene Ontology annotation, biological process: peptidyl-serine phosphorylation; peptidyl-threonine phosphorylation. The transcript is spliced from 3 exons.